UGCAUGAUUUGAACAUAGUUUCAUACACCAUUGUACCUGCAUACUUUCACCAUGCCAGCAGCUAUUAAACGGCGCAAGGUGACUGCGACGUCCAAGAACGCAUCUUCCCCUAACACCAGGUCUCGGGGAAUCGAAGCCUUUGCUAGGGUUUCGAAGGCAAGCAGCACUCAGACAGCUGGUACCGAGAAGAAGGAUUAUGAUACCAUAGCAAUUACCCCUUACUCUACGACUGAGAAGAAGAGGAAGUUGGACAGCAGCGACGAGGAAAGCACUGCAGAGCAAGCUUCAACUCCUCUCUCUGCUAUUAUCAAGCACCGUGAUAUCAAGCCGUUACCUCCUCGACGGUCACAGAGUUCCCAGCUAUUCCCACAAACUCCACAUAGGCCACUCCUGAAAGCAGGCUCGUCCACCGACACCCCCACAAACGGUGCAAGAACUCUCUUCGAGCACCUCCUCGUAUCCUCGAAGCCUCCUGCAGGAUCAUCAUCUCUCAGCAGCGACUCCCCUCCAAGUCCACCUCCUGCGAAGCUCGACCCCCCUAAACCCACCCCUGCAUCAGCUCAUGACCUUCCAACCGAAUUACUUGACCUCAUAAAUCUACACGCAGCAUUCCUCACGGCACUAUCACUUUACUAUGCGCAUAAUGGAGCACACUCGCCUGCAGAUCUGCGGAUCCUUUGUACAGACGUUGCUCGAGUUUGGGGGAAACGCCAAGUCACGUUGGAAGACAUUCGAAGGAGUCUUGGGGUUACGAACUCGGGUAUCCCAGAAGAUACGAAUGACCGUCGAAUAUCCAGACUCGGCCUGUCUGAUUAUGGACACGGGAAAAUUUGCAUUGAGAUAAAAAAUGCUUCUGGAAAGGCGGGCAGGUUGGCCCGCCCUGUGAAUGAAGUUUUAUUAAACGAAAUAUUUGUGCGAGAGUUGAAAACCUCAUGGGAUGAGAGGAGAGCAAGUGGCAUGGAGGCAAUGGAAUUCAUCGGGACCUUGCCAUUGGAGCCAAUAACGACCUGCUCGUCAUUGGUCAAGAUGUCGCCAUUACUUGCAAAGGGGCAACGAAGAUUAGAUUACCUCAAAAGCGGAAUCACUGUCAAGAAAGAGGCCGCCAAGGAGAAAUCGCCAGUCGAGACAUCCAACGGUACCAAGCCAACCCUCCUCGAGCGUCUACGGGCGAAGCAACUCCACCAGUCCACUCUUCCGGCGGCACCAUCGAAGGCAGAAAUCGCCCGGAAAGCGGCAUUGCAAAGGAUCGAUGAGGUUGUUGCAGUGUUGAGCAUCCUGAGCACCUCGACCUCCAUUGGCCAACAGCGGAUCUCGUUUACUCUGCCAACUGUUCUGGGAAGACUCUGCGAUUCUUUUAAGACGCCGAUAUCAAAGGAAGAGGGGGCUACUUGUGUUAGGCUUCUUGCUUCGGAAAUAGCACCGGAAUGGGUCCGCAUUGUCAAGAUGGGUAAAGUCGAGGCUCUUGUGGUAAACAGGGAUGCUCGGCCAACUGAGUUGGAUAUCAAGGAACGCGUAAAGCGUGCAGCUUGAAUCUUGUACUUGUAUACACGAACUUUUGUAUUAUACGCACGGUCACUGGAUACCCACGGAUGGAUUUGGAUGCUCGGUGCACGGAGAAAUGGGCGAUGAUAGAUGAGUUCAAUGAAUGGAUUGA
Molecule: messenger RNA, 1654 nt
Organism: Amorphotheca resinae ATCC 22711
Lineage: Eukaryota; Fungi; Ascomycota; Leotiomycetes; Helotiales; Amorphothecaceae
Exons: 1
Coding region: 52-1530 (492 amino acids)
Source: RefSeq, a predicted model, not a curated record